CUCGUGUUUGGAUUCCAUGGGAUUUCGUAGUCUAACUUCGUUGUUAUGUGUCAGACACUGAGUGAAAUAACUUCCUUCUCUCACAUAACUACCACUUCAAUCCCAUUAAAUUAUACUAGUACUUUCUCAAUCUUUCUUUUCUUUUUUUCAUUUUUCUUCUUAAUUGUCUAAUUUUCCAUUGGAGUUGAAGCUGCGGCAAUGGCACAAUUGGUGUGAAGUGAAGGGUGAGCAAGGUGAUUGUGAUUCUUUGCUGUUUCAAUUUCCUCUUCACAAUUUUGAGCUGUGAAGCUUUUCUGGGCACUUCCACUACUCUUGUUUUGGGUUUUCUCAGCUAUAGCUUUGAAGCUUGAGAUUGUUCUUGAGCUCAACGUGAAUUGUGGGUUGAUACUUCAACUGGGUCCAGUUAGGGUUCCAAAAAGGUUUGAACUUUAUGCUUACCAAACUUUCUUUAUCCUUAAAUGACUGGUGGGUCGUGCAGUGCUAGCUGUCCAAGUAUGGUCUUUUCAAAAGCUUUCAAUUAUUAGGUGAUUAUUUGGUCUUCUUCGGCCCACUUCCCAUGUGUUUAUGAAGAAUUAAAAAGGAGAAAAUGGUUCAAGUUCUUUUGAGCUUAGCAGGGUUUGAUUGCUAUUUUUUUUUUAUGUGGUGAGUUUGAGUGUGUUCAGAGGGUGCUACAGAUUUGGAUUUGGGGGGGAGGGGGUGUUGUUUGUUGUGUAUGAGUUUGGCCUAAUUAAAGAGUUACUGAGAAUUUGAAAUUACAGAUUCUGGGAUGGUCAGUAAUGGGAUUGAAUAUUUGUCUAACUUCCAUGGAAUCAUUAGAAGGUUUUGAUUGCAAACGAAAGAAAGAUCUUAGUCAAAUGAGCAAUGAUGAGUUGGUGACACUUGACAACAUAUCCCAAGACGAGCUUGAAUCAACUUCAUCUGAGAAGGAAGAGAAUUGGAGGGAAAAUUUGGAGCAGAAAUCAUCAGAGGUUAAUUCUACAGCUGGAGUAGGUUUGGACCAUUUCAUCCUAGAGCCUACUGGAACAGAGAGGAACCUGCUUGUUGCUGACCAUGAGAUUAUAUUUUCUAGAUCAAUGAUGGAGAAAUGUGAUUCUCCAAGGCAAGACUUAAUAUUGGACAGGCUGUCAGAGUGUGAAAAGCAAAAGCUGUUUAACCUAGUGAAGAUACAAAGUGACGGGACUGUUAAAGUUGAUCUAGAAAAAGAUGCACCUCUUGCAUCAGAAUUGUUGAAGUUCCAAUCUUUUGAAGAGUCAACAAUGAGUGGAACUAUUAUUUCUGAAUCAAAAAAAUCAGCUCCCUGGUUACAAAUUGUCAUACUUGUGGUUGGAACUAGAGGCGAUGUACAACCUUUCCUGGCCAUUGCAAAAAAACUUCAGGAGUAUGGACAUUGUGUUAGGCUGGCAACUCAUGCUGAUUUUGACACAUUUGUAAAGUCUGCUGGUGUCAAUUUCUAUCCGUUGGGUGGCGAUCCUCGAGCUUUGGCAGAAUAUAUGGCGAGGAAUAAAGGUAUAAUCCCAUCUGGUCCAACUGAAAUAUCUAUCCAAAGAAAGCAGCUGAAGGCUAUUAUUGAUUCUCUUCUUCCAGCAUGCAUAUCACCUGAUUUGGAAACUGGUGUUCCGUUUAGAGCUCAGGCUAUUAUUUCCAAUCCUACUGCAUGUGGACAUACACACGUUGCUGAAGCUCUUGGGGUGCCCCUUCACAUCUUCUUCACAAUGCCUUGGACGCCAACAUAUGAGUUCUCACACCCUUUGGCACGUGUUCCUCAAAGUGCUGGUUAUUGGCUCUCAUAUAUAAUUGUGGAUCUACUGAUUUGGUGGGGGAUACGAGGAAUUAUCAAUGACUUCAGGAAAAGAAAAUUGAAGCUUGCUCCUAUUGCAUACUUCAGUAUGUACAGUGGAUCAAUAUCUCAUUUACCAACUGGCUAUAUGUGGAGUCCUCAUGUUGUUCCAAAACCAAGUGACUGGGGCCCUUUAGUUGAUGUUGUUGGUUAUUGUUUCUUGAACCUUGGAUCAAAGUAUCAACCACAAGAAGAUUUUGUUCGAUGGAUUCAAAAAGGACCAAAACCUUUAUAUUUUGGGUUUGGGAGCAUGCCUCUUGAUGAUCCUAAAAGAACUACUGAUGUUAUAGUGGAGGCACUAAAGGAUACGGGACAACGGGGAAUUAUUGACAGGGGCUGGGGAAAUCUAGGGAACUUGGCAGAAGUUCCUGACAAUGUUUUCGUGCUAGAGGAAUGCCCUCAUGACUGGCUGUUUCCCCAAUGUUCUGCCUUGGUGCAUCAUGGUGGUGCUGGAACAACGGCUACAGGACUAAAGGCUGGGUGUCCAACAACCAUUGUUCCAUUCUUUGGAGAUCAGUUCUUUUGGGGAGAUAGAAUAAAUCAGAAAGGGCUAGGACCAGCUCCAAUUCCAAUAUCUCAGCUCAGUCUUGAGAAUUUAUCAAAUUCCAUUAAAUUCAUGCUCCAGCCAGAGGUAAAAUCACGGGCAAUGGAAGUGGCAAAGUUGAUCGAGAAUGAAGAUGGUGUUACUGCUGCAGUUGAUUCAUUUCACCGUCAUCUACCUCCUGAACUACCACUACCAAUUCCAUCUGCAGUGGUGGAUGACCAUGCAAAUCCUUUGCAGUGGUUUUUUCUCCAACUAGCAAAGUUUUGCACUUUACCUUGUGGGGGUGUAUAGUUUUUUUUUUUUUUUGCUUUGAGUAAAUUCUUUUUUUUCUUUUAUUGAUUGCAUAAUUAUAGUUUAUAGAGCUUUCCAUUUUUUGGUAAUGGUAGCAGUGUUAAGCUUAAUAUUCCAUUCAUUUCAGUCAAAGUCUCUUUUGUGAGGGUUUGAUUAAUAGUAAAUUAGUAAUAUUGAAGUUUCUCUUGUCAUUUCUCGUUGUAUGAGAUCUCAUAGAUCAUAGAUAUCUAUGUUAGAGUGAUUAUAAGAGGGAUUCUAUUUGCACCUGA
Glycine soja is the source of this 2941-nucleotide messenger RNA. Its product is annotated as sterol 3-beta-glucosyltransferase UGT80B1-like. The record is from RefSeq and is a predicted model, not a curated record. Lineage: Eukaryota; Viridiplantae; Streptophyta; Magnoliopsida; Fabales; Fabaceae. Gene Ontology annotation, biological process: carbohydrate metabolic process. Gene Ontology annotation, molecular function: hexosyltransferase activity; UDP-glycosyltransferase activity. Bases 777 to 2672 code for a protein of 631 amino acids. The transcript is spliced from 14 exons.